This is a messenger RNA of Dicentrarchus labrax (European seabass), 1421 nucleotides long. Its product is annotated as high affinity immunoglobulin epsilon receptor subunit alpha-like. Gene Ontology annotation, biological process: cell surface receptor signaling pathway. The transcript is spliced from 7 exons. Gene Ontology annotation, molecular function: transmembrane signaling receptor activity. The record is from RefSeq and is a predicted model, not a curated record. The coding region runs from base 4 to 825 and encodes 273 amino acids. NCBI's taxonomy places the organism in Eukaryota, Metazoa, Chordata, Actinopteri, Moronidae.
AACAUGGAGGUCAGAGCUCUCUGCAUCCAACUGGUGAGGAUCACGUUGUUGCUGCUAGUUGAACAUGUUCACCUGAGUGAUUCUCAGAAAACUGUAGCAGCUUUUCCCAAAGUUGCUCCAAACAAACAGCAACACUUUGAAUACAGGACCAUUGUUGUCAGCUGUGAGGGACUGGAGGGGUUGACUGGCUGGAGGGUGAUGAAGAAGAUCAAGGAAGGCAUCCGAACAUGUGCUUCAACAUCGGCUGGACCCUGUAAAAUCACCAACGUCUUUUCAAUAGACAGCGGAGAAUACUGGUGUGAACAUCAAGACGUAAAGAGAAGCAACGCUGUCAACAUCACUGUCACUGCUGGGUCUGUGAUCCUGGAGGGUCCUGUCCUCCCCGUAAUGGAGGGAGAAGCUGUGAAUCUGAGCUGCAGAAACAAGAUGGCGUCCAGCAACCUCACAGCUGACUUCUUCAAAGACGGUGUUCACAUUAGGACGAGUUUUACAGGAGAGUUAACCAUACACAGUGUUUCCAAGUCUGAUGAAGGACUCUACAAAUGUAACAUCUCUGGAGCUGGAGAAUCACCAGAAAGCUGGAUGACUGUCAGACAUGAGACGCAACGAAUCAAUACAAGACAAGACAGUCACCCUUCCCACGACUGCUCUCCUCAUGGCUUCAUUGUGCUGCGGAUUUUUGGUACCAUUUUAUUGUUUGCUCUGGGGCUGGCGAUGGUACUUCUUCACUGUAAGAAAGAGAGGGACUUCAACCUCUUCGAUACCUUCCUUCCAUGCCUUCGCUUCUCAGUGAACCGGUCACAGACAGCAGAGUCACCUGUCUGAAAGCUGAAGGAAAGGUUCUGGUUGAAGGUCUGCUGUAGCAUGUGUACAGGGGGAAGAAGUCAUGCACACAUAGGGGUGGUCAUUUAAUUAAUCCCAGUCUGAGCUAACUCAGGUCCUAGCCCACUGCUACGCUUAUAUGGCAAUCUUCUCAUGGCAGCACACAAUCUUCUUUAAAGAUGUAAUAUGCUGCUAUUGCUGCUGUGGCUGCUGCUGUUAAUAUAAUUUUCCGUCCUGAAUGGAAUUUAAGACUUUAAAUUAUCUGUAAAAUGCCUAAACACAAACAUUUUAAAAAUCAAAUACAUGAAAAUGGAAGAAGGUGGUUCACAUCAUCAUCAAUAUAACUAUCAUCAGCAUUCGUCUUAGGUUGUCAGCCAUCUCACAGCAUCAGGGUCUAUUUAUAAGACUUUGGUCUAUCUGCUCUGCCUGUUCUCACGCCUGAAGGCGCCAUUUACAAGAAGAGCUGCUGCAGACUUUAGAAUGUGGUCUGUGGUCAUAUAUAUUCUUCAUCAGUUGAUAGUAUGUGGCUUGUGAAAAAAAACAGUUUUUUAUAUAUAUUUUGUUUUGCAUGUUUUUACAUUAAAAUAACCUCAUAUCAA